Molecule: messenger RNA, 543 nt
Organism: Carlito syrichta (Philippine tarsier)
Lineage: Eukaryota; Metazoa; Chordata; Mammalia; Primates; Tarsiidae
Gene: IL22
Product: interleukin 22
Exons: 5
Coding region: 1-543 (180 amino acids)
Cellular component (GO): extracellular region
Source: RefSeq, a predicted model, not a curated record
AUGGCCGCCCUGCAAAAGUCCAUGAGCUCCUCCGUCCUGGGGACGCUGGCCACCGGCUGCCUCCUCCUCCUCGUUGCCUUGUGGGUGCAGGGAACGGCCGCGGCACCCGUGGGUUCACACUGCAGCCUGGACAGGUCCAACUUCCAGCAGCCGUACAUCACCAACCGUACCUUCAUGCUGGCACAGGAGGCCAGCCUGGCUGACAACAACACCGAUGUCCGCCUCAUUGGGGACAAGCUGUUCCACGGAGUCAACGAGAGCGAGCACUGCUACCUGAUGAAGCAGGUGCUGAACUUCACGCUGGAGGAGGUGCUGCUGCCCCAGGCCCACCGGUUCCAGCCGCACAUGCAGGAGGUGCUGCCCUUCCUGGCCCGGCUCGGCGGCCAGCUGGGCCUCUGCCACCUCGAGGGCGACGACCAGCACAUCCAGAGGAACGUGCAGAAGCUGAAGGACACCGUGCGGCAGCUCGGAGAGGGUGGAGAGAUCAAGGCCAUCGGGGAGCUGGACCUUCUGUUCAUGCACCUGAUGAAUGCCUGCGCCUGA